GCUUUGGCUGCUAUUCCUGCAGGAAAAAGCAGACAGAUGAGAAGGUAUCUUCAGGUGUGAGCCAUCCCUGGUGCAGCAGCAUCAUCCAUCUGAUCCUCUCACUCUCCCUUUCGGUGUUUCUGCUCAGCAUCCAUAUUUGCAUCCCAGGGAGUGGCAUCCACUAAUCCCUGUUUUCCUGGAACAGAGAGCUCAAAGUUGCCGGAUAUUGCUUUAAUUCCCACACAGAAAGAUAAAACAUGGAGAGCGACGGCCACCGCUCCCCCGUCUAGUGCCUCCACCCAGCAGCCUUCACCACCCCGGAGAGGAGCCUCCCUGGUUCUGCAGAAUGAACAUGCUCAAGUCCAGCGGUCUGAAGAUCCCUGGCCGGGGGCCCAAGCAUUCCAGCCCCGUGGGGAGGACGUCCAGCCCCGUCGUCCCUAAAGACAAUGCUCCGCUUAAACCCACCACCCCAACCAAGAUCUCCGAAGAGGGCGAUGAUGUUUUGGGGGAUUACACGGUGGGCGAGCAGGUCUGGGUCAACGGUGUCAAGCUCGGAGUAAUUGCCUACCUAGGGGAGACCCAGUUUGCCCCGGGACAGUGGGCAGGCGUGAUCCUGAAUGACCUAGUUGGCAAAAACGACGGGUCAGUGGGCGGCGUGCGCUACUUUGAGUGCCAGCCCCUCCAGGGCAUCUUCACGCGACCCUCCAAGCUCACCCGACAGCCGUUCGGCGAGGGAAGCGACAGCCUCUCCACCGAGUCGCUCUCUGCACUGAAUCAGUCUCAGCAGGGCGGCAACGGCGUCCCCCCCGGCCAGAGGGUGGUGGUGCCACUGAGGGAGGGCCUGCUCAACAGCGCGGUGAAAACGGGCAACGAGUCGGGGUCCAACAUGUCCGACAGCGGUUCGGUUAAGAAAGGCGGAGAUAAGGAUCUUCGAGUUGGAGAUCGAGUUCUGGUGGGAGGCUCGAAGAUGGGAGUCAUCCGCUACAUGGGAGAGACAGACUUCGCUAAGGGUGAAUGGUGUGGGGUCGAGCUGGAUGAGCCUCUGGGGAAGAACGAUGGUGCUGUGGCUGGAACAAGAUACUUUCAGUGUCUUCACAAGUUCGGCCUGUUUGCUCCGAUCCACAAGGUGAUCCGCAUCGGCUUCCCCUCCACCAGCCCGGCCAAGGCCAAGAAGAGCAAGAGGAUGGCCAUGGGGGUCUCCUCUCUGGUCCACAGCCCCAGCAGCUCCUCCAUCAGCUCCGUCAGCUCCGUGGCCUCCUCCGUGGGCGGACGGCCGAGCAGAACCGGACUGCUGACGGAGACGUCGUCGCGCUACGCCCGUAAGAUCUCCGGCACCACGGCGCUGCAGGAGGCCCUGAAGGAGAAGCAGCAGCACAUCGAGCAGCUGCUGGCGGAGAGAGACCUGGAACGGGCCGAGAUGGCCAAAGCCACCAGCCACAUCUGUGAGGUGGAGAAGGACCUGAACGUCCUCAAGGUGCAGCACGUUCAGUACGUAGCGGAGAACGAGAACAACCUCCAGCAGGUCAGAACCAUGCUGGCCAGCACACAGAAAGAUAAACUGGAACUGGCCAAUCAGCUGGAAGAAGAGAAAAGGAAAGUGGAGGACCUCCAGUUCAGAGUAGAGGAGGAAUCCAUCACCAAAGGAGACCUGGAGGGAGGAUGCUCUCAAGGUGCAGUAUCCUCGAGGUUGGGUAAGAGAACCAAGCAAACCACCGUUGAAGAGCAAAGUCGCAUCAUGCAGCUGGAGGAGGAGCUCAGCCUCCGGAGAACCGAGAUGGAGAACCUCCAGGCCAAACUCAGCGGGUCUGACUCAAGCUCGCAGGAGGCCAACGACGGCGAGGCCAACCCCGGGUCCGAUGCCCAGCCGGAGACCCUGGUCCUCCGCGCCCAGCUGGUGACGGCGGGCCGCGAGCACAACAAGGAGAGCAGCGAGCUCAAGGACAAGUACGAGACGGAGUUGGCGGCGAGCCGGCAGGAGGUCGAGACGCUGAAGGCGGAGGUGGAGAAAAGGAGCCAGGACAUCAGGGAGAUGAAGCAGAAGGUCCAACAGGCCACCAAGGAGAACAUGGAGAUGAUGGACACCUGGAAGGUUAAAUUCGACUCUCUAACGACAGACCACCAGCGUUCCUUGGAGGACCUGAAGGCCUCGUUGAGCAGCGAUCACCCCACUCCGGCGGGCCCAGAGCAGGGCGCCCAGGAGCUGAGAGCCACUCUGGAGAGCCUGAAGACGGAGCACAUGCUGGAGGUGGAGAACCUCAAGGCCAAACACAAGAUCGAAGCCGCCAUCCUGAGCAAGGAACGAGAAGACUUCUGCACUCGCCUCCAGGAGGCCAAGGACCAGCUGGCCGAGGGCAACCAGGCCAAAAGCGGCAAAAAGUCCCUGGAGGAGGCGGCCGAUAAGCUGCAGAAGGCGGAGCAGAGGCUGGCGGAGAUGGAGAAGCUUCGGGCGGAGCAGGACGAAAGCACAGAGCAGCUGAGAGAGCGACUGGAGCUGUCGGAGAAGAAGAUGAGGGACUACCAGGCUCUGCAGAAGGCCCAGGCCGAGAGCCAAGAGGAGAUCCAGAGGCUGGAGGAGCAGCUGAGGGUGACGGCCAACCAGCUCCAGGCCAUCCAGGCCGACCGCUACACAUCCCAUGAUGCAAAUGUGAUAGAGGAUAAUGACAUUUCAGAUGAGAAGAUGAAGCUAAAACAGAACAUCGAGGAAACAAUGGAGAAGUUGCAGAAACGGGAGAAAGAGGUCUCCACCCUCACUUCACAGCUGGAAGCCCUGAAGAACCAGACGGGAGCACUGGAGGCCAAAGUUCGCUCCGGGGAAAAGAAAGCCGAAGCCCUGGCCAGGGAGAACACGCGCGUGGAGGCGGAGCUGGAGUCCAUGACCAGGAAGUCCCAUGAUGCAUCUGGGCAGCUGGUCAAUAUCAGCCAGGAGCUGCUGAAGAAAGAGAGGAGUCUGAAUGAACUGAGGGUGUUACUCCUGGAGACACAUCGCCAUUCCCGAGACAUGGAGAAAGACCUGAACCGUGAAGUGCACAAGGCCGAGUGGAAGGUGAAGGAGCAGAAACUUCAGGACGACAUCAAGACCCUGCGAGAAAAACUGCUUCUACUGGGUCGUGAGCGUUCCUCCCCGGACCACCGGCGGUACUCCAUGCUGGACCCCUCUGUUCUGGACUCGGAGGUGAGCCGCCUCCGCCAGCGGCUGCUCAGCACGGAGGAUGCCCUGAGGAACGCCAUGGAGCACAACCAGCAGGUGGACCAGCUGGUGCAGGCCAUGCGCAGGCAUCCAGAUAAAAGCCCGGUUCAUGGUGCAAAUUCAGCCAAUGGGAUUCAUCAUCAGGAGUCGGGAACUGCUCGAGAUGUUGGAACAACACUGAUAUGAGCAGAAGAGAUGAGACUGAUCUGGGAACAUGUGAACGUCCGUCUUUAAGAAAAGAUCUCGUCCAACGUUUCUCCUGAUCCUUCGACGGAUGCCUGAAGAUUUCAGUUUGCAGUUUAAUACCAAAACAACAAAUCUCUUAUCUCGAGUGAAUUUAUGUGUCACCUAUUAGCCAAUCACGAAGGCCGCUUAAAGUACUAUAACAUAUACAAGGACAUGGACAUGAAGAGAUAUUAUGGGUACAACUCCUGAGACUUUUGAUGCUUUACAGUAGUUAGACAAAUUUUCAAUCCGCAAGUUGCCGGGAACUCUGUGACAAUUCUUAAUUUUGAAUCGGACGGUGAAUCUGAAGGACAACGAUGUGAAGAACUGAAGAAACCAGGUCUUGGUCGCUUUGUUUGUUUUAUUUAUUACUUUUAAUUUGCUCCUCAGCUUUGUUUAAUCCUCUACGGGCGAGCCGUCUUGGCCAGUGAUACUCAAAGGAAAACUUCAACCGUUAUUUUAAAGGAGUUUUGGCUCAUUUGUCACUUUACUUCAUACCUGAUGAGAGCUUUGGUCUGUUCACACUCCUGCAUUCCUGUACAAUAUGAUGAGUAAUUGUGGGUUAAUGGAAGUAUUAAAAAGGCCCUUUAAAGUG
Molecule: messenger RNA, 3986 nt
Organism: Anoplopoma fimbria (sablefish)
Lineage: Eukaryota; Metazoa; Chordata; Actinopteri; Perciformes; Anoplopomatidae
Gene: clip2
Product: CAP-GLY domain containing linker protein 2
Exons: 18
Coding region: 326-3352 (1008 amino acids)
Biological process (GO): cytoplasmic microtubule organization
Cellular component (GO): cytoplasm; microtubule plus-end; nucleus
Molecular function (GO): microtubule plus-end binding
Source: RefSeq, a predicted model, not a curated record